This is a messenger RNA of Lolium rigidum, 1389 nucleotides long. RefSeq names its product AAA-ATPase At3g50940-like. Lineage: Eukaryota; Viridiplantae; Streptophyta; Magnoliopsida; Poales; Poaceae. The record is from RefSeq and is a predicted model, not a curated record. Gene Ontology annotation, molecular function: ATP hydrolysis activity; ATP binding. The transcript has a single exon. The coding region runs from base 1 to 1389 and encodes 462 amino acids.
AUGUCGGAGUACGAGAGGUACGUGGCGAUGGCCGCGACGGCGGCGGGGACGGCAAUGGUUCUGCACGGCCUGCUGACAGGCCUCCUCCCCGACGAGCUCUCCUUCUCCGCCCUCCGCGCCCGCCUCUCCUCCCUCCACACCAUCGUCAUCGACGAGACUGAGGGACUCGCGCCCAAUCACCUCUACGACGCCGCACGCGCCUACCUCGCCGCGCGCGCCGCAUCCGACUCGGGCGUGCGCCGCAUCCGCGCCUGCCGCGUCGACGAAUCCUCUCAGGGCAUCGCGCUCACCAUGGACCACGGGGAGGAGACCGUCGACGCCCACGACGGAGUCCAAUAUACCUGGCGCCUCGUCUCCCGCGACCCCGCCGCGGUCUUGGGCUGCUCCGCUAACCGUCGCGGCGCUGCUGCCCACGGCCGCGGCGGCCUCCAAGUCUGCCUCAGGUCCUUCGAGCUCAGCUUCCACAAGAAGCACAAGGAGAAGGCGCUCGCCUCGUACCUCCCCUUCGUCCUCGACACGGCCAAGGCCAUCAGGGACCGCCAGCGGAACCUCAAGAUGCACAUGGUCGAGUACGACGCUUGGACCGCCGUCGACCUCCGCCACCCGUCCACAUUCGACACGCUCGCCAUGGACCGCACGCUCAAGAAAUCCGUCAUGGACGACCUCGAGAGGUUCGUGGACAGAAAGGAAUACUACAGCAGGACCGGCAGGGCGUGGAAGCGCGGGUACCUGCUCUACGGCCCGCCGGGCACCGGCAAGUCCAGCCUCGUCGCCGCCAUGGCAAACUACCUCAAGUUCGACAUCUACGACCUCGAGCUCACCGAGGUCAAGUCCAACUCGGACCUCCGCAGGCUCCUCGUCGGCAUGAGCAACCGAUCCAUCCUCGUCGUCGAGGACAUCGACUGCAGCAUCGACCUGCACCAGCGACCCGGCGACCAAGGCCCCGAUAGGCGCGCCCCCAGGCCCGGCUUCACGGGAGAUGACAGCGAAGACAAGGUGACGCUGUCCGGGCUGCUCAACUUCGUCGACGGGCUGUGGUCGACGAGUGGGGACGAGAGGAUCAUCGUCUUCACCACUAACUUCCGGGAGCGCCUGGACCCAGCGCUGCUGCGGCCCGGCAGGAUGGACAUGCACACCCACAUGAGCUACUGCACCCCGGAGUCGUUUAGGAUCUUGGCCAGCAACUACCACUCUGUCAAAGACCACGCCAUGUUUCCGGAGAUCGAGCAGCUCAUGGAAGAGGUGCAAAUCACACCGGCGGAGGUCGCUGAGGUUCUGAUGAGAAAUGACGGCGUCGACGCGGCGCUUCUGGAUCUUGUUAAGUUCAUCAAGGCAAAGAAGGGGGCAGCCGGUGAGAGCAACGUCACAAACCAUGAUGGAAGGUGCUAG